AGCCAGGAAGAGACAGACCAGCGGGACAAGAACCUGCCAAGGUCCCGUCUCUCCCCUCCCUCUGGUGUAGAGCCAUGGCACGACGCUCCCAGAGUUCCUCCCAAGGGGACAACCCUCUGGACCCCAACUACCUCCCACCACACUACAAGGAGUAUUAUCGUAUCGCCAUUGAUGUCUUGACCGAAGAAGGUCCUACGGGCUAUGAGCGCUUCCUCACUGACGAGGGGGCUCCUGACUUUCUAUGUCCGUCAGAAGUUGACCACAUCUCCAAAAACCUUCUGAGACCCCCGGAGCCCACCCAAGAAAGCAUGUACACAGACUCUGUCUACAACCCGCAGGAUGAUGAUGGUUCCUCAGGGACUUACUGGCCCAUGCACUCCGACACAGCCGCCCCAGAGCUGGAUCUUGGCUGGCCAACUAUCUUUGGCUUUCAGGGGACGGAGGUGACCACACUAAUACACCCGCCACCUGCUGAAAGCCCCACCAUCAAAGAGGAGGUGCGCAGGAUGAUCCGCUCUGCCCAGCAGGUCAUUGCCAUCGUCAUGGACAUUUUCACUGAUGUGGACAUCCUCUCCGACCUGCUCGACGCAGCUGCCCGGCGUGUCCCCGUCUACAUCAUCCUGGACCACAUGAAUUCCGAGCACUUCCUGGACAUGGCCGCCAAGUGUCGGGUCAACCUGAAUUUGGUGGAGUUCCUCAGAGUCCGGACACUGGCUGGUCCCACCUACUUUUGUCGGAACGGCACCACCUUCAAGGGGAACUUGCUGGAAAAGUUCAUUCUGGUGGACUGUUCGGUGGUCCUAAGCGGCACUUACAGUUUCAUGUGGUCAUUUGAGAAGAUCCACCGAAGCAUGGCGCACAUCUUCCAGGGUGAGCUGGUCUCCAGUUUUGAUGAAGAGUUCCGGGUCCUCUUCGCCCAGUCGGACCCCCUCAUUCCUCCCGAGAGCGUACUAUUGAAUAUGGAAAAGCCAUUCAUGGGGAUGGUUCCUUUCGCCGGCCCUCGCCCAUUCUUCGAGCGGAAGAUGCAGUUUAUGUUCCCCCGGGACGACAGUUCUCAGAACUCAUUCAACUCCUUUGGGGUCGACCCUGACCGCCAUUUUCUUCAUGGCUUUCGGAGGGAGGAAAUGAUGAGACAGGCAAUGGAGAACCCGGGCAUGAGGAUGCAUGGGCAAGGCGGGGCGAGGUUCCCUGAUCAGCAGUUGUCUUUUAUGCAGAACAAACAGCUGGAGAUGGAUGCUUUUAAGAGGCACAGUUUUGCUGAAGGCACCUUCGAGAACUACAGCGCCUCAAAGCAGUACUCGAGGCAGAUGUAUACGAACACCGACAAUAACGAGUACCGGUUCCAAUCAUCAAGCCAGUUUCAGAAAAGUCAGUUUGUCCAGAUGGAUCGCCCAGGGAGGACUCAGGGACUGUUUGAGAAAAUCAGAGGCAGCAGAGGUUUGCAAGAUACGGAAGAGAUGGACUCGAGGUUUCCUCCUUUCAGGGCUUUGCAAGGGGAAGGCAAUUUUCCUGUUGAAGGACCUCACACAAGGCUUGGCUAUAACCCUUCAAAUUCAUCCCGAGAAGUUAGACACGGCUCAGACCAGGUAGUACUUGGAGAUGAGGGUAGAUUUGGGCAGAGGUCACAAUCACGGCAGAAAUUCAUGUGCCAAAUAUCACCCACACAUAAGCAGGGCACAGAGCAGAGACACUUUUUCCACGACCAAGAUGCUGAUAAAAAAGACCAAGAAAACAAGCAAGGCUUACGCAGCUGGCGUAUCUCAUCGUACCUAAGUGGUAUUCAGCCAGACAAUGAUGAAGAAGGGAUGCCAUUGGCCAUAGACUCGGAACCCUUCGACGAUACAACAGUUGAAAGACCAUCUAUGAUAAACCCGUAUGAGACCCUCGUAAAGUAUUCUGUUGAUCCUAUACCCGCCUACAAGCCUGUAACAGCAAUUAAUGACGUCCCUAUGUUGUCUGAAACAUCAAAGGAGAUAUCAGUAUUAGAGAAGGAAAAAGAAGACACCUUCCUGUCAAGACAUGACUCUUUCCGGACAAGGACCAACCCCUUGAUCCAAAGAAGUUCCCGUCUAAGAUCCUCGCUUAUAUUUAGCAACUCCAAGGUAGAGCAACACAGUUCUACUGUUGAGGCAAUGCAGAGUGUUCAGAAAGAGCAAAGCACCGCCGAGAUAGUCCGAGACAAUGAAAUUGUAAAGAAGUCCUCUAAGGUGGCGGAGAUUUUGGAGAAAUAUCGAAGUGUAAACAAAGAUGGCGAAACUACCGCAGUGACGCAAACCAAAGCAGCGGCUGCAGUCAUCCAAGAGGAAUCGGAGGACGGACAGAAGAAAAGCACUGAAACUGUAGCGUUCAAAUCUCUAGAGUCAAAGCUGACGGACAAAGAUUCAUUUAGCCGAACCCUCCUUGAAUCCCAGUAUCGUUCUUCGUUCACGUCUCAGUUCCAGGACCUUUAUAGCAAAGAGAAAGUCACCAGUUCCUUCACCAAAAUUGAGCAGGAGAUGUCAAGUUUUCAGACAACCGAAAGCAACAUCCCUGCUCUUCCCGAGAAGAGGGAGAGUGGACCCAUCAUCACUGAGGUUGUAGACCCACCCAAGCUACCAGAGAUCGAACCUCCAAAGCCCAAAAAUCUAGCUAGCUCCGGUCUUUCAUUUGGCAAUGCUCUUGAAAGUAUGUCACAAAACCCAACUCCUGUCCAACCUACUUCACCCGCUACCUCCUUGCCCAAGUCGGAGGAAGAAUUGUCCAAAGCAGAGACUCCCAUGGAGUUCAUCCGGAAGGGGUCGUUGAGGCUGAAACAGUUUUUGCAGUCCAAGGCUGAGAAGAAGGCAGAUGAAGAUCUGUCUUCUGAUGCAGUUAAAGUCGAGAAACAGAAUAGCGCACUCAGACGGUUCUCUAAAACGGAGAUCACGGAAUCUGCCCCUGGAGUGGACGCGGAAGACAAGACCACAAAAGUCAUAUCUGCUUCUCCUCCAAAAACGUCAUCGAGCAGCCAGAGCAGGUUGUCCUCUUCAACCUCCAAUGUCAUCUUCAGCAGCAACCUACGUGAUGACACCAAGGUGAUCUUAGAGCAAAUAUCUGCCAACAGCCAGAAAAACCGGGCAGAAAUGGCCAAGCAAUCCCAAACCUUGUCCACCAAUGACUCGGAGGUGACAUCUCCUAUCACAAACUCAACCGAGACCAAAGCAGAGGAGAGCCCUACUCACGACUUAUCUACCUUAAGUAGGAGCGGGAGCUUCCUAAGCAGGAGCCGUUUUUCACGCCCAUCGCCAACCUCCCCAGAAGACAGGGACAAUCUGCUGAGGAGGAUGGAGAGCAUAAGGAAGGAGAAGAGAGUCUACAGCAGGUUUGAAGUGUUUUGUAAAAAAGAUGAGGAGGCCGAUGAUGACCCAAAGGACAAGAAAGGAGGAAAAUUCAUGCCUAAGCUUUUAGGGUCUUUAAUCAAGAAAUGAUCGUUGGCAGGGUACUAAUACCAUCUGGUGCCAACUCCACCUCAUCUCCUGAGGACUUCAUCGUGUUAUCAAAGCCAGCAGAGGUGUUAUAUAUAUCGGACUUUCUCCAUUACUUUUGUGGGGUCCUAAAGAGGUACAAUAGACCACAGACUGAUUAUACAGAGAUGAGCAAUUUACUUGCCAACUGGC
Molecule: messenger RNA, 3635 nt
Organism: Nanorana parkeri
Lineage: Eukaryota; Metazoa; Chordata; Amphibia; Anura; Dicroglossidae
Gene: SACK1H
Product: family with sequence similarity 83 member H
Exons: 5
Coding region: 75-3446 (1123 amino acids)
Biological process (GO): intermediate filament cytoskeleton organization; protein localization to cytoskeleton; positive regulation of cell migration
Cellular component (GO): keratin filament
Molecular function (GO): keratin filament binding
Source: RefSeq, a predicted model, not a curated record